Anopheles maculipalpis is the source of this 2939-nucleotide messenger RNA. RefSeq names its product N-acetyltransferase eco (gene eco). The transcript is spliced from 4 exons. Gene Ontology annotation, biological process: mitotic sister chromatid cohesion. Lineage: Eukaryota; Metazoa; Arthropoda; Insecta; Diptera; Culicidae. The record is from RefSeq and is a predicted model, not a curated record. The coding region runs from base 46 to 2928 and encodes 960 amino acids. Gene Ontology annotation, molecular function: protein-lysine-acetyltransferase activity. Gene Ontology annotation, cellular component: nucleus; chromatin.
GAAACUGAUGAAACCAUCGAGUUAAUUCAAUGUUCACUAAUAGCAAUGGAAACUCCACGCACGGCGGUAAAUCAAGCUCACCGAGGUCACUUGAGAACGCCAAAGAUGUCGAGCAGCAAAAAAUCGCUGUUCGGGAAGGAUGUGGACGAUGAGGCUGAUAUUGGACCGAUGACACCGCUUCGGUUCGGUGGCCAUCGGAGGAGCACGACAAAAUCCACAAAUGCCCUGAGUAACAUCACAUCCUUUCGCAACUUGUUUGGCAGCGGGUCGCCAGAUGAUAGCGACCGCUCACUGUCACCUGAUUUCGCGACAAGAUUCACCAACAAUGGACGGUACGAGCUACUCCCGGCGGAUUACGACAAAGAAAACAUGAACCAUCCGGUGGAUGAAGAGACGCGCUUCUCCUUUAGCAGCAGCAUCCCGGAAACGCCGACCAGUCGUCUCAGCGCCGAAGAAAGUGCGGUACUUGAUGAGAAUAACUCCAACUCCCUGUCGAUGCUGAUGAAUGCGGAUCUGAAUCUGGUGGAAAAGCAUGCCAAAACGCUUCAUCGUACACCGGGCGUUACGACACGCAGUCAUUCGAUAUGUAAGUUCAACGAACGAUCCGUAGAUCCUACACUUCGCCGGACGCAGCAUCAUCUGGCGGGUGUAAAACGGGCGCACAUUGGGACACCGGAUGAUACAUCGCAAUCUCCUUCAUGCAACAGAAUCGAUAGGAGCAGCGCAAAACGACCCAAUAACACACGGGCAAGGACAGCGCUACACUUCAACGAUGUCCAACCGAUUCCGACGAAAUCGUUCUACUCAUCCCGUACGAUAGAAAAAGAUUCACCACUAAAGAUGCCACCAACGCUGUCUACAAAAUCGUUUUAUGCUUCUUCCUCCAAGUUGGAUACGAUUCCAAUUCCCACCCGCACUUCACCAGAAAAUGCUCACCCAAAACCAUCGACGAACGAAAGCAAAAAAACACUUUUUGCUUCAAAAACCCCACGCAAAGCGACGACAUCCAUGCGAAAACGCUCCAAAUCUUUCUCCUCCAGCAAUGCGCCACGGUUAGGCCAGCGGGGCACCGUACACAAGAUUCAAAAACCGGUGAAAAAAACACCCGUUACACCGAAAAGAAAAAGCCCCAGAACGCAGCAAAAAAAUCGUGCCAUUGCCGGUGGAACGAAAAGCUGUCCGACAACACCGAAAAGCGAUGGAAAUGGCCAAGAACCCGACCAUGCCGAUAUGCUUCGGAAGCUAAAUCGCGUGAACAGUAUUCUUCAGCAAGGGCAGAAAAACCUAACACACGCUCGUCCACUUUCAACUUCGCGUUCAAUGACGGAUCUGAGCAAAGGCUACGACGACGCUAACUUAUCUUCGGAUGAAGAGGAAGAUUCAGCGUCCGAGCAGGAAGACGGCGAUGGCGUCGAAACGAAUGGGCGCAAAUUCUUUCGCUCGAAACAUAAAACACGCUCGAUACGCCGUGUGUACAAUCAUUUCAAUUCGAUUGUGCUUGGCGUGAAGAAUGGUGGCAAACGAAAGUUGCUCAGCUUCCCACAAACGUCCAAGCGACGGCGGACCGCAUUCGAGCAGGAUGAGUUUGAUUAUGAAACCGAACAGUUGGAGGUGGAUGAUUUGAUUAGCAGGCUUGAUGAUGGAGCGGAGGAACGCUACUGUGCGGAGGCUGGAAACGAUCAGCACGAUGAUGAUGAUGCACCAAUACCGAUACAAUCGAAUGUUAUCUAUCUGUCUGCGGAUGAUGAAUUUGAACUGGAAAACUGUGGAGUGGAGGAAAAUAUGGACUAUCAAGGAGCGAAUCUGGAAAACGGAACAAUUAUUGUGCAGCAUGGCGGCUCCUCCGGAGUUAAUCCCCAGGUGGAAAUCGUUCAAUGUGAUGAGUCGGUGUUUGUGCCCUACGAUCACUAUGAAAACGUUCGAGUUGAUGGUUUUAUGGCAAACAGCAGUACAAUCAUUAUACAGCAUAACGAGUAUCAUACGUCUUCGACAAUUAAUCAGAACGAUAGCGCAUUGUCCACAACGAUCACGAGCAGUUCUACAGUAUCCCAGUACCAUUAUGAAACCCAAUGCCAACCGGACCACACACCGCAACCAACCGCCACCCAAGUGGGAAACGAAUAUUACCCCCUGUUCUAUCCCGACCGCGCAAAGGAACUCUGGAAACAACAAACGGACACCGUCCCCAAGCAAACAGACAUUUUUCACUUGCUUCGUCAGCAAGACAAUCCGACCCGUGUCACAAAGCACGGCGCCGGCCCGAACCAGUAUCAGAUCGAUGCCGGUCAGCGUGUGUACGGUGCGAUCCAGUGUAAAGAAUGUGGUCUUACGUACUCUACGCACGAACCGGAAGAGGAACUUUUCCAUAACAAUUUUCAUCGCUCGCAAGCGAAACUAACGUUCCCCGGCGGAGCAAACGAGCACGUGGUAGUAAGCGUUCCGGAAUGGGAUGUUACCGGUAGGAUUAUUGUCGUCUCGCAGACCGACCCCAACCGACAACUGCUCAAGCGGAUACAGGGCGUGCUGGAGGUGGUAGAUGCUGAGCUUGGCUUUUCGACCCACGGAGAACUGCCGGAAGGUGCUUGCAUCUAUAUGGCCAUCGCUCGAUCUACCGUGCUGGGGCUUUGUGUUGUUCAGCCGGUCCAGUAUGCGAACCGAAUGAUCUGUCUCGAAGGAUUGCACGGUGCACCGAUCGAUUGCUAUUCGUCCGAGUUUUAUCCUGCCAAAUGCGGCAUAUCGCGACUCUGGGUAGCGCCCAAAUAUCGUCGACACGGCAUCGGACGCAAACUGGUAAACUCGAUUCGGUAUCAUUACAUCUUCGGCUACACGCUGUCGUGCGACGAGAUCGCUUUCGGUGCACCGACGGAGAUGGGCAAGCUGUUUGCGGAAUCUUUUGCUGGGCGGAAAGAUUUUCUUGUUUACAUUUAGUUUACAUGAUU